Molecule: messenger RNA, 3012 nt
Organism: Pogona vitticeps (central bearded dragon)
Lineage: Eukaryota; Metazoa; Chordata; Lepidosauria; Squamata; Agamidae
Gene: RHBDL2
Product: rhomboid like 2
Cellular component (GO): membrane
Molecular function (GO): serine-type endopeptidase activity
Source: RefSeq, a predicted model, not a curated record
CCUUUCCGGCCCUCAAAAGGGAGAAGUCCGCUUCCGCCACACUCUGGCCACACUCCGGGCGCGGGGCUCGGGCGGCUUCCUCGGGAGGCCGUCCAGCGAAGGAGCGGGGGGGUCCUCCGGCCUUCCGCCUCUGGAGGCGGGGCGGGGCCCGGGGACGGGACGGGGCCGGGGCCUCCCCCGGGAGGGCUCCUCUUCCGGCCCUUUCGGCUGCCUCGUUGGCGCCCUCGAGCCUCCUCGCUGGCUUUUCUCUCUCUCUCGCUCGCGCUCCUCCAAGGCAGGCGCCGGCUGGAAGAACAUGGAGCUGGAGAGGCUCAGCCUGGAGGGAGCGCCCGAGCCCCUGGUCGGGGAAGAGAGGAGGAGAAGGGAAGAAGAGGGCCGGGCCGGAGGGCCUUGUCCCGGCUGCAGCUGCGAGAACCUUCACCAGACCGUCUCCAAGUGGCUGCUGCCCGAACGGGCCAGGGCCACCUACCUGGAAAGGGCCACCUGCCUGCCGCCGCCCCUCUUCAUCCUCGCCGUCAGCGCAGCCGAGCUGUCUGUGUUCAUCUAUUAUGCGGUUUGGAAGCCUCAAACACAGUGGAUCACGCUGGACACUGGCAUCUGGGAAAGCCCAUUUAUUUACAGGCCUGACAAGAGGAGGGAAGCCUGGAGGUUCCUGUCCUACAUGCUUGUGCAUGCUGGCAUUGAACAUAUCAUAGGAAACCUUGUCCUGCAGCUUGUCUUGGGGAUUCCUCUCGAACUGGUGCACAAAGGACACAGAGUUGGACUGGUGUACCUGGCUGGUGUGGUUGGAGGUUCCUUGGCCAGCUCGAUCUGUGAUCCUCUCCAGGGCCUGGUAGGAGCUUCUGGAGGUGUCUAUGCUCUGAUUGGUGGAUACUUCAUGAACAUCCUUGUGAACUUCCAGGAAAUGAUUCCAUUGUUUGGAGCUAUCAGAUUGUUGCUCAUCUUCUUUAUAGUUGGUACAGAUGUAGGAUUUGCUUUGUACAGACGAUUUCUGUCACCUGUGGCCGGGGUGCAGGUUUCCUUUGUGGCCCACAUUGCCGGCGGCCUUGCUGGGAUGUCAGUAGGUUAUGUAAUAUUCAGCUCUUUCGAUAAGAAUUUCAUUAAGGAUCCUAGAUUUUGGAUCUGCAUAGUGGCUUAUUUACUCUUUGUGGGAUUUGCUGUAUUCUUCAAUGUAUUCUUCUCACCAGCAAACCAGUAGUUCUUGUUCUCUUACACAGAAACAACGAAAAAAAUACAAGAAGCAUGUAUUUUUAAAGGUAUAGAUUGCAUACAGAGCUUGGUUUUUAUAAAGUCUUCAUAAAGUUGAUUUUGGCUAAGAUCUAUUGUAGCAUGAAAUCUGAGAAAAUGUUGCAUUAUUUGAAAUGGAAAAUAUAGCUUUCAUACCUUUUACACUUUAAUAUAAAAUAAGAGUUUCUCAGUUGCAGAGUUUGUUAAUUUUUUCCAGUCUCUGGAUGAUGACAGGGCGUGUGCUGCCUUCUUUCAUACUUGGUUUCACGUGGGCUCCCAUUGCUUGGCUUUGAGCCUAGUUCAGCCUAGUGCCAGGCAAAACACAAAUGGUAAGUUCAGUAACAGUAUGGCUUUUCUACAGUGUAUCAAAAAUUGAACUGUUGCAGGUUUCAAGAAAAUAACAAACACCACCAAACCACGGUUCCUAAGUCCAAAAAUAAAAGAAACAUAGAACCAAAUAACACACAAAAACCCUGGAUGAAUAAGGCACCAUGGAAACCUUGUGCUUGCUAACAAAAGGGCAACCUUGUGUGGCACUACUACGCAGCAUCAUGUUGAUCAUUUGGGGAGAGCCUUGUAAGCAACUCCAGUUAGAAAGGAGAUGUCAACAUGUUUUGUUUGGAAUAAAGCUACACUAUUCAAACAUUGUUAGCAACAUUUUUCUAAUGUUGCCCUCUCAGUCAAGUCUUUCCAUUGCAUUCAAAUAAAAUUUUUAAAGUAGUGAACAAAAUUUUCCAGCAGUUUUCCCUAGAUAACCAAUUCUGUUCCCAUGUGGGUAGCAGAAGAGAGUUGUGAAAUAUGUAGGAUUUUGCGCACAGGGCCACUGCUGGUGUCUACAAUAAAAAUGCCAACUGUUGAAUCCCUUUGGAUCACCAGAAAAGCUCCUACAAAGUGUAUAAGUGCUUGAAAUGAAUAUAUUAAUAAAUUCAAGAAAUAUAGGGUGUCUCCAUACAUGUGUUUAUAUUGGUGUGGAUACCCUUCCAUUUAAAUAUGUUUGUUCAUUUUUUUUCAGUGCAGUCUUCUCCCUCGAGAGCGAGCCAGGAUGCAUGGCUGUGCUCUGUACCUUAACUUCACAGACUGCAAUUUUCUAAGUCCUAGGAUCAGUACCAUAACUACUGUAUGCACACUAGCUUAACUUAACCAUGAACACUUUCAGUUUAUAUUAAAAUUCUAUUCUAAACUAGGAAAACAAAUAGCUGAGAGACUGGUGGAAAAGAAGACACUAAAACAUGGAUGAUAUUGCUUGGGACAGAAUGGCAGUUAACUGUGUAAUUGGGUAUCACCAAUGGAUUAGUGGUCAGAGCCAGAAAAUGUGCUUUUUCCUGGUGCUCGAAGCUCCAAUGACAUGGCUGCCUAAUUGUCCUCUGCAAGAUAUUACUAGUCUUUUCUACUUUAAAGGCACGUGUUGGGACAGUGGGCUGGCAGUGAUGGUAUUACAGACAACCAGGUUCUUUGCUGGUAACUGGUAACUAGCUUGUUGCUUCCAUAGAUUGUCACUGCUCGUCCAACAAUUUCUCUGGACUGCUGACCGAAAUGAAAAAAAAGCAAACACAUCCACUGGUUUAAGUAACUUCAUUGUUUUCUUCCGGAUUCCUUAUGAGCCUGAAUGGGAAGGCCAUAAAGUCUCUGUAUGGAGGAGCCAGGGAAAGCAACCUGCCCUUCCUUUUUAUCUGAGUCCAACUGGCCGGUCUGUGACAUUUUUUUAUUUAUUCGAUUUGUAUCCCACUCCCAGGAGUAUCACAGCACUUUCCUGGGUGGGUUACAACACGUAUAAUAGAAAAUACA